UGUGAGUCACGGGGAGGAAGCGCUGAGCCCGGGCCGCCCCUUACAGGAUGUUCUCGGCUCGGCCGGCGCACAAACACCGCGGCUGGUAUGGGGGAGGACGGCGGCAGCCCGGGCCGGGCCGGCUGGAUCCGCAAACACUGCGGCCGGACGCUGCUCGGGACCGUCUGGAAGGAGCGGUUUAUCCGUCUGCAGAGGGGCCGCCUCCUCAUCUACCAGCAACAGGAGGAUGUCCAAUGUGAGGAGACAGUGGAGCUUGGGAAAUAUCAGCGAUGCCAGGAACAGCGGGCAUUAAUGAAGAGGAACCAGUUUAGGCUGGUUCUGAUCCGGCGAUCCGGCACCAAGGUACCUGAACUAAGAUUUCAAGUCAAUGGUGCUGAUGAUAAGGACUCAUGGCUCAAUGCCCUGAAUGAAGCGAUUGGAAAAGCCAAUGAUAAAGAGUUUGAUCAGGUUACAGUGGAUGAAAAGAAUUCUCUGGAUCAUUUAACACGCAACAGAGUCAAAAUAAACCAUACCCGAAGACCACCAACCAGACAGCAUCGGAAAGAAGUCGCCAGCGCUGUGUCCGAUGGAAUGCAGAGAUUAGAACUUGGAGCUCAGAGUCUUAUUGUUGAAGACACAACAAGUGAAGAGCAGUCAAAGGAAAAACUCAGUAACCAAACCAAGAAGAACAGACCUAUUCUUAUGCCUAAAAUCAAACCCAGUAAUGCAAAAGGCAAUGAUGGAUUAGAAAAGAAGGCAGAAGGUUCACCAGCCAAGGAGGGACAGGGGCCGCCGGUCGAGGAGGGAGAAGGUUCACCGGCUGAGGAGGGAGAGAAGCCACCAGUCGAGGAGGGGGAGGAGCUGCCGGUCGAGGAGGGAGAGGGGCCGCCGGUCGAGGAGGGAGAGGGGCCACCAGUCGAGGAGGGAGAGGGGCCGCCGGUUGAGGAAGGAGAGGAGCCGCCGUUCGAGGAGGGAGAGGGGCUGCCGGUCGAGGAGGGAGAGGGGCCGCCGGUCGAGGAGGGAGAGGGGCCGCCGGUCGAGGAGGGAGAGGGGCCACCAGCUGAGGAGGGAGAGGGACCACCGGUAGAGGAGGGAGAGGGGCCACAGACCAAGGAGGAAGAUCUAUCUUGUACCACAGAGACUGUUCCAGAUCGUCUAGAAAGUGAAGGUGAAUCUGGUUUCCAAACAAAAGUUUCUUCAGAUGCAAAUGAAAUGGAGAAACAGCCAUCUGAAACAAACAGUAAUUGUUCACUAAAUGGAGCAAAUCUAUCCAGAGUGAAAUGUGCUUCCUUGGGAGAUAUCUUAUCAGAAUCCAAGCAACAAGCAAUAAGGAAACCACUUGAUAUUCAUUGUGGCAAUCUUGAGAACAAGAAUGUGGAAAAAUUGGAAGGUGAAAUAGCUUUUGAGCUAAAAGUAACAGAGGAGCUUCUCCAACAAGCAGCUGGUGAGCAACAUCUUCAGGGUGAUAUCACCCAAGACAACUGGUCAACCAGGAGCUUGCUGAAUGAAGCCAUGGCUAAAUGGUCUGAAGCUGACAAAGUCUUGCAAGAACUUAAAGGUUUAAAGGAAUUAUGCAAGAAACCCGAGACUCUCACUUUGGAGGAAAGAGAAAGACGUAAAGAUCUGUUAACUGUCUACAGAAGAAGCGUGCCUUAGCCUGAUUGUGUAACAUACAGGAAUGGCGAUACAAACUGGGUGCUUGGUAAGUUGCAAUAUGAGUAUUUUGGACCAGGUCUGCUGUAUUCUGUUAAAUUUCUUUGGAGAGGUGGGGAGGAGGUUCUUUUCUUUGUUCAAAGUGAGAGUUUUGCACAGAUAUCUGAGAUGCUUUACAAUAAAGGAACAGAUUUUUUCAAAAACAAAGAGCAGUUUUACAAUGUGGAGCUAAGAAUUUGCAGUUCCACGCCUGCUACCCUAGUUAGUCACCAGCUUGACUACUACAGAGAUUCAAACAUUUUGCACAUGCUCAGUAUUUCACCUUUUAGCUAAACGAGAGCUUCCUCCAAUUUCCUGUUCCUGUUCCUUGCUUUGAGCCAGUUAUUUUUAAGCCUCUGGCUUUCCUGCUGUAUUUCUACACUGUCAUUUCGAGUGCGUGCAGGGGAUAUAGAAUGUGUGCUAUACGCAGCAAGCACAUUUGUAAACUGGCUAACUGUCUAAUGAAGGUCACUGCAGCAGUUGCUAAAACUGAUGUUGUCAGGUCAAUGAGGGAGAAUAUUGGUGCUUGAAUCACCUGUCUUGUGAAGGAGACAGGCAACAAUGUCCAGGUUCAUCCACAAUUAGAAGGAAGUUAAGUGUUAUGUUCUGUAACAUUGAAAUGUGAAUGUAGAAUCACUGAUUUGUUUUUACCAGUCAGUAUUUGAGUUGCCACAAAUAUUCACUGUAUUUCGAUUAACUGCAUUGUCCAAAUACAACAUUUGUAUUUCUGUGAACUCCUAUUAAAAUAUUUUUUACUGCCAAUAUUAAUAUUUAUGCAAAAAACUAAUAUGACUUUGCCUUAGUAUUUACCUAGUGGAAUUUUUUUAUAUAUCCUGCCUAUUAACACAGGUUUAUUGCUUUAUUUAUACUUUAAACAUGUUUAUAUUUUUCUGUAACAAAGGAUUCAUGCCAUGGAAUAGUAUGAAGCACUUCACAAUAAAAUUACAUUCUAUUCACCUG
Carcharodon carcharias (great white shark) is the source of this 2631-nucleotide messenger RNA. Its product is annotated as pleckstrin homology domain-containing family O member 1-like. The coding region runs from base 88 to 1635 and encodes 515 amino acids. The record is from RefSeq and is a predicted model, not a curated record. Gene Ontology annotation, biological process: macrophage apoptotic process. NCBI's taxonomy places the organism in Eukaryota, Metazoa, Chordata, Chondrichthyes, Lamniformes, Lamnidae. The transcript has 6 exons.